UGGCCUACUCCUGCACCUAUUGUCUAUUGUCUAUUGCCUAAUACAUCAAUAACAAUAAUACUAGGUAAUAAUAGUGGUAAACCCAAGUCUGUAGUGCUACCAAAGACACCGUCCAUAGAAGAUCACAGUUGCUGAGGUUGUGUUGUGUAGUGUGUAGUGUUCAAGAGCCUAAUGAUUGUUGGGAAGAAGCUGUUCUUGAACCAGGAGUGAGUAGGUUAAUCUACGAUGGUUUUGAAGCAAUUACAUUAUUGGGACAUAAAAAUGUAAUUUAUGUCACGAGAGCAGUGGAGUGUUUGAGUCUGAAGAAGGGUCUUGACCCGAAGUGUCACCCAUUCCUUCUCUCCAGAGAUGCUGCCUGUCCCGCUGAGUUACUCCAGCAUUUCGUGUCUAUCUUUGCCCUUUAUGGCAGCAACAGAAGCCGCUGAACGCCAGCGGGUGAGACAAGGAUGUCAGCCCUCAACGUUAAAGUAGCAUCUGCCCAAUUUAGGUAGCAAGCAGUCUUGGUAGACUGGGGCAGAGGGGAAGAGCAUUUGAAUGACUGGAGUCAGACUUUGUACUGUGGAUGAUGACUGUGACUGAUGGAGGUUGGUCUGGGUACCAGCACACUGCUGCCCUUCCUCAGGAUAGUCUAGACAUAACCAUCUUCAGCUGUUUCAGCAACAACCUUCCUUUCUCCAUAGGGUCAGAAGUAGUGAUGUUGGCUUAUGUUGUGAUUCACCAUUCCUCAGCAAAUAAACCACUGUAUGCCUGUGUGCAGCAAGACCCAGGCAACAUUCAGGCUUGGACUGAUUCACGUCACAAACGUGCCAGGCAGUGACCGUCUCCAACAAGCGAGCAUCUAACUACCUAUCCCUGGCAUGUUCAUUGUCAUACUGAGACACAAGGAACUGCAGAUGCUGAACUCUUGAGCAGAACACAAAGUGCUGGAGACUCUUGGCAUCGGGUCAGGUGCUUUUUCAUGUCAGGACCCUUCUUCAUUGCCAGAUUCCUGACUGACAAUAUCCAUAUAGUCUCCACUGCCCGGGGCUACUAUGACUAAUAGAGGCAGAACAUGCCAUGGUUUAGAGAUACUUCUGAGUUUUGAAAGCAGGGAGGGGAAUCGAAAUACAGGGAGGAUUCUGCAAUUUGUGGUAAGUACAACAUCGGGAGCCACUGACCCAAUUAUUCUUCUAAAAAUAAUGUUCUUAUACCUAUGAUCUCACCAACUGUAUGUCAGAACACGUGGGUGAGACCGGGCUCAAUGCCGUAACUAAGUACAGCCUCUCUAACCCCUGAACUGUGAAGAGAAGCUGGAGGAUUAUAUGAGUGAGGCCACAUGCAGCUCAUCCGUAAAGACACCUGUGUACCCUGGAUGGAAACUGAUCCACCGCAGUAAUGUUAGAUCUCAAAGUGAACUUGUCUAAAAGCUGCAGGUAGACAAAAAUGCUGGAGGAACUCAGCGGGUGUGGCAGCAUCUAUGGAGCGAAGGAAGAGGUGAUGUUUUGGGACGUUCAAGGACGUUCAGACUGCUACAAGCUGUUUCUGAUGAUAUUUUCCAUUGCUUGGACCACUCUUGGUCUGAAUCACAUGCCUCUGAUGGACAGUCCUAAUGAAAUAACAUCAGCCAGAGAGUUUGUGUUGUCUUGAUUGUAAUAAGGGCUCACUUCUGGCACCAUGCAUGUCAAUCUUCAGUCUGAAGAAGGGUUUUGGCCCGAAACGUUACCUAUUUCCUUCGCUCCAUAGAUGCUGCUGCACCCACUGUGUUUCUCCAGCACUUUUGUCUACAAUCUAUUUUCCUUUCCUCCUUGUGGCCUCUAUAUUCCUUCUAGAAUAUGCAAGCUAAAAUUGUGUUCAGUAUUCCGUGUCCAGGGGGUAUCAGGGAGUAUGGAUAUAAAGGGAUCAGGGGGUAUGGAGAGAAGGCAGGUACAGGAUACUGAGUUGGAUGAUCAGCCAUGAUCAUAUUGAAUGGUGGUGCAGGCUCGAAGGGCCGAAUGGCCUACUCCAUCUAUUUUCUAUGUUUCCAUGACGUAUCUGAAAGAGUUAAUCAGGCGCUUAUCAAAUGUACGUCAGAGUUAAGCCCCUUGUCUGGUUAAUCUCAUUGGGUGUUUACCAAGGAUUCCUCGGGCUCGAUGUGUGGAUAUAAGCUACGGGCUGAACUGAAGGGACUGUAAGGGUUUGGGACCUUGCACAGUGACCUGUGGGUUGAGCUGAGAAUGCAGGUUGGGGGAUCUGCCCACAUCUACAUGUGCUCCUGAUCCAACGGCUCGGGUGGAGUGGGCUGUACACUCUCGUGGGUGAGACAGUCGGGUCAUUGGGUUCCUUGAAACACCAUGAUGGAGAUCUACUGAGCGGAGAAUCGGUGAGGAUUUCCAACGCAAACUCCGGACGUUCCUGAGAAACCACCGACAGUGACCGGUGGACAGUUGUUUCCCAGCUAUGAGCCACAAGGAAACCGAAGAAGAUGUCAAUACACUGGGCAGUGUUGUGUCUGAUGAGGAGCAACUGGUUGAGGAACUACCAAGUGUUGUAGAUGAUGACUGCAGACCAAACGCGGAAAAUGAAACAGAAAAUGAAGGAUUCUUCAACAUGCUGAGUCACGUCCAGAGGAAUCGCAUGGAUGACCAGAGGUGUAACCUCCAGGAGAGCGGGACACCCUCCCAUAGAUCCACACUGAUUGAGGCCUGUGCAGAUAGCAGCUCCGACCGGCCCAUCAAUGAACUCCUGGACAUGCUGGCCGACAAGCAAGGGCAGCGGCUGGACGAUCAGCGAGUGACCUGUGACAACUUACCCGGUCUGCAGCUGUCCACCUGCUGCCUCCCGUCCACGGACGAAGAGACUGAGAAUGAAUAGGGACGUCCCAGGACAGGAUCAGGUUCCUGUUGGGCCUGAAGAAUAUCCAGAUCUGACUCACUGUCAAACAGUCAGAGAGACCAUCGCUGCUUUUACAGUCUGAAGAAGGAUCUCAGCCCAAAAUGUCACCUAUUCCUUCUCUCCAGAGAUGCUGCCUCACCCGCUGAGUUACCCUAGCAUUUUGUGGCUGCUUUUACAUAUUAACCUUUGCGAUCGAGUCUUCAUUGGAGACUAACCUUUCUGCUUUCUCUUGUGGUUCUGUGACUGAGAUAAGUGAGUUGGACAUUGGGUUUUGUAGCCCGAUCCUCAAUGUGAAAUAUCACCUUCCCACCGCGUCCAAGUCUCCUUGAGAAUUGCCUCAAUGCUCUUAGAACCAGCAUAUCUGAAUUUGCUGUAAAACAAAAUGCAUCGCUUAGACCUUUCCAUUUAAAAUGGUACAAACAUAUUAAUAAAUGUGUUGAUAUUAAAUAUUAAUAAAUACAGUUAAAUGUUAAAAUACUUGAUUUAUUGCACAUUUUUCAUCUGAUGAAUUAAUUUGGGCUCAGUUUCUGAUGUUGAAUAGAUUGUUUAAUUAACAGCUAUACUUCAGUUCUAAAGACCUGCCGGCUCCUUGAACAUGAAUGAAUAAGUUUAUUGGCCAAGUAUGUACACAUACAAGGAAUUUGCCUUGGUGCUCCGCUCGCAAGUCUUCUUUCGUGUGGCGUGCACAGCCUAAAGUUGUAGGACAACUUGUUCUAUUUGACCUUCCGUUUGUGCACGUCGAGUUGAUUGCAUUAGUUGAAACAGGGUGGACCACGUGAAGGUUGCAAUCUCCCACCCCCGCUCGCAAGUAACAACACGACAUACAGUAAACCAUUAAGAAU
Messenger RNA from Leucoraja erinaceus (little skate), 3692 nucleotides. RefSeq names its product Purkinje cell protein 2-like. The record is from RefSeq and is a predicted model, not a curated record. NCBI's taxonomy places the organism in Eukaryota, Metazoa, Chordata, Chondrichthyes, Rajiformes, Rajidae. The transcript is spliced from 4 exons. Gene Ontology annotation, molecular function: protein binding; guanyl-nucleotide exchange factor activity. Bases 2416 to 2829 code for a protein of 137 amino acids.